This is a messenger RNA of Plasmodium reichenowi, 393 nucleotides long. RefSeq lists its product as hypothetical. The transcript has a single exon. The record is from RefSeq and is a predicted model, not a curated record. NCBI's taxonomy places the organism in Eukaryota, Apicomplexa, Aconoidasida, Haemosporida, Plasmodiidae. The annotation marks the transcript as partial.
AUAAAUAAUAAUGAUGCGUUUAAUAUAAACACCAAUGAUACGUUUAAUAUAAACACAAAUGAUGCGUUGAAUAUAAACACAAAUGAUGCGUUGAAUAUAAACACCAAUGAUACGUUUAAUAUAAACACAAAUGAUGCGUUUAGUAUAAACAACAAUGAUACGUUUAAUAUAAACACCAAUGAUGCUCUUAGUAUAAAUAAUUAUAAUUUAGACAUAAAAGAAGAGGAGAAAAAUGUACCCAUACCUUUACAUACAAACAAAAUAAAAAAACUAGAAGAAGAAAUUAAAAAACAAAAGUUGUUAAUAAAAAAAAAAGAAAUAGAAAUUAUUAAUUCUCCUAUAGGUAUUAAAUUUAAAGAUAUUUUUGGAAAAUUUCAAGAUAUAAACAAUUAA